AUGCUCACAGGACACUACCAUGGCGGGAGAAAAAGGCCAUCGAAACGCCAGGUAAAGCCCAAUAAGUCGUCGAAACGCCAAAGCGCCACGCCCAACGGCUCAGUCGACAAUUUUGGCGGAUUAGUGCCACGUUUGGUAUCGCAACGCACUCUCAGAUCCCAGAAGCGCAGCCAAGACGCCGUUUCUAGCGCCCAAGACGCGUUCUUUACAUCUCAGUCGCCAAAAAGACGCGUCACUAUAGAGAAAAAAACGUCACGUGCCAAGAUGACAGAAUCCAAGUAUCUGCGGAGCUUGGCAACGAUAAAGACAACCACAUCGACAGCGACAAAAACGGCUACGACAGCAGCAACAGCAGCGGCAACGACAACGGCAACGGCAACGGAUCCAGUAGCACCAUCGUCAAGCCCACCCCCAUCUUUCCUUGAUGAUUAUUUACAAUGGGACAUGGCCGACACUUCCGCUGCGGCCCCUGCCCAGCCUCAAAACCUUUUGCUGGUGCACACGCAGCCCAUGCACUUGAUUUCAACAUCCAGAUUGCAAGAUCGUUUCGAGGAAUUAGAGUCUAGGUCGCUCUCACCGAGUUUUUCCGCUUUUUCGGAUCAUUUACACGAUUCAGUGCCGGAAUUCGGCCCUGUAGACACAAGCUUUGUGGAUCCCGCGUCCAAGAUACCACGAAACCCACCUUUUCAGGUUCAACACCUAAUAGAUGCAGCUACUCAGCUAGUGAAGCCAAAGAAUUGUGUGCAUGUACAGGCUCCGCCUGUCUAUCUUUCGCCGGAAGAAUCUUUCGUCCAGUAUAUCUCCCAUAAACUGUCGCGAUAUUGCGGAUACUUGCCAAAUGAUUCAAAGUAUUACGAUAAGCUACGAUUGCAAGAAAUCUCCUACAGGCUGGGUAAGACGACAUUUUAA
Messenger RNA from Lachancea nothofagi CBS 11611, 909 nucleotides. NCBI's taxonomy places the organism in Eukaryota, Fungi, Ascomycota, Saccharomycetes, Saccharomycetales, Saccharomycetaceae. The record is from the annotation of a GenBank genome assembly.